Messenger RNA from Aureobasidium namibiae CBS 147.97, 2448 nucleotides. Its product is annotated as tRNA ligase. The record is from RefSeq and is a predicted model, not a curated record. Gene Ontology annotation, cellular component: nuclear inner membrane. The coding region runs from base 1 to 2448 and encodes 815 amino acids. Gene Ontology annotation, biological process: tRNA splicing, via endonucleolytic cleavage and ligation. Lineage: Eukaryota; Fungi; Ascomycota; Dothideomycetes; Dothideales; Saccotheciaceae. Gene Ontology annotation, molecular function: GTP-dependent polyribonucleotide 5'-hydroxyl-kinase activity; RNA ligase (ATP) activity; ATP binding. The transcript has a single exon.
AUGGCUCACAACGAUCAGGCUCCCUACCGUCCUCAGGAUGCCCAUGAGGUGUCUGAGAUGAUCCGCGGCCUGUCCAGCCAUCUCAAGGGCAAAGAUGGAAAAGGCGGUUUCUCAUGCAGAAAGGCUACCUUCAAAGUAACAAACUCCAAAAUCAGUGUCGACUCCUGGAAAAUGCAGGAUUGGGACUACAAGAAGCCCAACCUUCCCACUUAUGCCAGAGGUCUUUUCACAACCACAAACUCAAAAGGUGAACCUGAGAUUGUGACUAGAGGAUACGACAAGUUCUUCAACCACGGCGAAGUCAAGAAGACCGAGUGGAAGAACGUCGAGGAGAACACAAAAGGUCCUUAUGAGCUCAGUGUAAAGGAAAACGGUUGCAUCAUCUUCCUUUCUGGUCUCGAGGACGGCUCUCUUUUGGUCUGCAGCAAGCACUCGACUGGACCGCGUGAUGAUGCGAAUCUCAGUCACGCCGUGGCCGGUGAGAAGUGGGUUGACAGGCACCUUGCUUCUGUCGGAAAGUCAAAGAAGGAUUUGGCUGCCAAGCUCCGUGCCAUGAACGCAACUGCUGUCGCCGAGCUGUGUGAUGAUGAGUUCGAAGAGCACGUCCUGGCAUACAACCCCGAAACUGCUGGUCUCUACCUUCACGGCAUCAACCUCAACCUUCCCGAAUUCGUCACAUACCCUCACCACCUUGUCGAUAGGUUCGCAUCGGAAUGGGGAUUUAAACACACCAUGUUCAUCACAGAGACCGACAUCACCAAGGUUAAAUCUUUCCUAGACAAGGUUGCAGAGACUGGAAGCUAUCACGGCAGAGAGACAGAGGGCUUUGUUGUCAGAUGUCAGGCCCGAGAGACCCCUGACACACCAUUCGAGGACUGGUUCUUCAAGUACAAAUUUGAGGAGCCCUAUCUCUUGUACAGACAGUGGAGAGAAUGCACAAAAGCCAUCAUCAGUGAACGACAGCCCAAAUACAGGAAGCACAAGGAAAUCACCGAGGAAUACCUCCACUACGCUCGCAAACGACUGAGAGAAGACCCCAACCUUGGAAAAGAGUACAAUCAGAACCAUGGCAUCAUCAAGCUUAGAGACGACUUUUUGGCGGAACGUGGCCUGAAGGGCUCCGACAUCAUACGUGCGGAGCUCGAGAAGGGUAAUCAACAUGGUAUGGGUAUCGACCGCAAUGUGGUUCUCGUACCUGUUGCUACCAUCGGUUGUGGAAAGACUACCGUCGCACUUGCGCUCUGCAAGCUCUUCGGAUGGGGACAUAUCCAGAACGAUAACAUCACUCACAAGCCCAAGCCUCUGAAAUUCGCACAGGCAAUCUGUGAUGGGCUUAUUGACUACCCAGUUAUGAUUGCCGACAGAAACAACCACCAACGUCGUGAGAGAACGCAGAUCUUCGCCGAUGUGUCAAGAACUGUUCCUCAGGCUCAUUUCGUUGCUCUCCACUACGUUCACGACCGCGCCAACUACGAUCAGAUCAAGCAGGCUACACGAGAGCGUGUGCUGACCAGAGGAGACAACCAUCAGACCAUUCAGGCUGGUUCAAAGGGACAGCACGAGAUUAUUGGCAUCAUGGAUGGCUUUAUGUCGCGUUUCGAGCCCGUCAGGGCUGAGCGUGAGCCUGACAAUGCUUUCGAGCUUAUCAUCGAUCUGAAUGUUGCAGCUUCGUCACGCGAGAACUUGGAGACUGUUGUUUCUCAGCUUAGUGCAGAGUUUCCCAAGCUCUUCGGCACAAUGCCUUCUGCUGAAGAUCUCGACAAGGCAAUCGAGGCAGCGCUCAACGACUACAAGCCUGAUAUCAAGCACGAGAUCGGUGGAAGCAACAAAUACAAGAACAAGGCACUUCAGCAAGGUCCCAAUGGAGCCAACGGACAGACAGCACAGAAGGCUCCUAAGCUCGAGUACUUCAGCGCGACACUAGAUCCCAAGCGUGUCGUAAGCAUCCUUGACGCAGUGUUCCGGGACGCCGACCCCGACGCCGCAAAGACGUAUCGUGUGUUGCAGACACAGAACCGUGUUCAGUCAGAAUUCCAUGUUACAUUGAUGCACCGUGCAUCUGCUUCCCAGAACAAGGAAUAUUGGCAGCAGCUUACCGAGGCUCACACAGUCGCUGCAAGCAAGCCUAACGCCGCGCCUGAACCGGUUCUCGGCAGCUGCAAAGUGUUGCUGGAGCGUCUUGUCUGGGACGGCAGACUGAUGUGCUUUGUCGUCCGCAUGAUUCCUGACGAGAAGGAUCAGAGCGGUAUGCAGUGGCGCAGUGUCAACGAGACUGCUCACAUCACAGUCGGCACUGUCAGCCCCGAUGUCAAGCCCAAGGAGAGCAAUGAUCUGUUGAAGAGAUGGUUGCAGUCUGGUAGCGGAGGCAGCACUGGCAUUGGCGAAAUAACGAUCAAGGGUCACGUCGAGCUUCCUGCUACUGUCAAGAGUGUCUUGCAGAAGCAUUGA